CCUUGUGGUCCUUUAGGACGUACUGUACGUGGGCCUUGCUCAAAAAUCACUCCAUCAUCCUGUGUGUUGGAUUUAAUCCAUCCACCAACCCUGUUUGAUGCUUCAACUAAUGUUAUUACACUUUUUGGAUCUUUCUUCAUUAACAAGUAAUGUUACAAUGGAUGAAAUAAUCUAUGAUAAACUCUCGUCUCUAUCGGAAAUAUCAAAGGCACAAUUAGAAAAAAUAUUAAAAACAGUGCCUGGUUGUAAACACCUUAUUAUUGAACCUUCUCUCAUCAAACCCUUGGAGAGAAUCUGUGGUGUAUCAUGGCUCAAGUCGUACGGAAUAGAGAAAAUCUUCAAAUUGUACGCCACAAUAACAAAAGACACCCAAUCAACAUCCCUCUACAUGAUUUACACAAACACAUCAACAUUUGAGAGUGUUUUACAACAAAUCCAAUCAAAGGUUAAUUCAAACCAGGCAGAAGACAGCAAAUACCACAUUAUAUGCGUCCCUAAAGUGUUAUACUUCUUUGAAGAUAUUGUUGAACAAAAUGGCUUGUUCAAUAAUGUCAAACUUUAUUCAUUUCAAUGGUUUCCCAUUCACUUGGAUCAAGGUAUAUUAUCUUUAGAAAUGCCAUCCAUGUUUGAGAAUAUUUUCAUCCAAGAUGAUUAUAGUUUAUUGCCAGUGUUUUCUAAAAGUUUGUGGCAUUUGUUUUUGUCACUUGGCAGACCCAAUUUUUGUUUAUCUUUGGGUAAAAAUGCUAAUAAUAUUGUAAAACAAUUGGAAGAAUCAACUUCUUUUGGGGAUAGUGAUAUAGGUGGAUUAAUUGUUAUUGAUAGGGAUAUGGAUUAUCCUGGGGCUUUGUUAACUCCUGCGACGUAUUCAGCAAUGCUUAAUGAAGUAUUUGGAGUUAAUAGUGGAGUUUGUAAAAAUGAGACUGUGAAUGAUAGCUUAUUAGAUGAACAAUGCAACAAAAUCAUUGUAAAACAAGCGGUUAAUUUUGUAUUAGACUCUAAAAAGGAUUCGGUGUACAAAUUAAUCAAAGAUAAGCACUUUUUUGAAGUUACUGAGAUAUUAAGGCACUUAACUAAAGAUUUAAAGGUGCAGGGUGAAACUUCAGACAUGGCUUUACAUGAAAUGAAGAGAUAUGUGCAAACUAAAUUGCAAUCUGUAGCGCAAAAGAAGCAAUUUGUUGCUUGUCACCUAAACGCGGCUGAAACUUUAGUGCAUUUGUUGCAUAGCAGACUACAGAAAUUGUUUGAAGUGGAAUGUGACAUUUUGCAGAAUCAAAGCAAGUCUAGAAGUUUAACAACUCUUGAGGAGUAUUUACAGACUGAACGCGAUGCGACGUCAGCUUUUGCACUCUUUUUAUUGUUAUGUACAACGCAAAAAUGUUCACACUCAGAAGUCAAGUCAUUUCUUACCAAAUUUUUCAUUGAAUUUGGAUAUAAUCAUGCACAUUUAUAUCAAAAAUUAGUGAAAACUAAUAUUAUUGACAGUAGCAGUGGUAAUAAGUUGAAACUGCAAUUGAUGAGUAAAAGUACGUUCUUUUCGAACGCAAAUAAGUUGAAACAAUUGAAUGCGGAACCGGAUAAGGUCAGUUUGAAGAAUCCGACAUGUUGUAGUUAUGUUUAUGGCGGAUUGUACAUUCCAUUGAUUGCACAAAUUGCAAGUCUUGUAUUGAGUGGAACGCCUAUUGAAGAUUUGAAACAGAAGUUGUUGCAUUUUGGUGAGUUGGCUGUAAGCGGAAAGUAUUUUAAUGCCAAGAAAAGUUUAAUGGUUUAUAUUAUUGGUGGAAUAACGUAUUCGGAAAUUGCGGCGUUGAAUUUAUUAGAAUCCAUGAUGGGCGUUAAGAUUAUUAAAGUUAGUGAUAGAAUUAUAUCGAAAAACGACAUUGCUAACGCGUUUAUACAAUAAUUGAACAAUAAAUAUGUUAUUGUUUAA
This is a messenger RNA of Dalotia coriaria, 1927 nucleotides long. RefSeq names its product vacuolar protein sorting 33B (gene Vps33B). The transcript has 3 exons. The record is from RefSeq and is a predicted model, not a curated record. Gene Ontology annotation, cellular component: vacuole; CORVET complex. Lineage: Eukaryota; Metazoa; Arthropoda; Insecta; Coleoptera; Staphylinidae. Bases 98 to 1900 code for a protein of 600 amino acids. Gene Ontology annotation, biological process: intracellular protein transport; vesicle-mediated transport.